Trichoderma atroviride IMI 206040 is the source of this 1629-nucleotide messenger RNA. RefSeq lists its product as uncharacterized. Gene Ontology annotation, molecular function: thioredoxin peroxidase activity. Lineage: Eukaryota; Fungi; Ascomycota; Sordariomycetes; Hypocreales; Hypocreaceae. Gene Ontology annotation, cellular component: cytoplasm; mitochondrion; peroxisome. The record is from RefSeq and is a predicted model, not a curated record. Gene Ontology annotation, biological process: cellular response to oxidative stress; hydrogen peroxide catabolic process; cell redox homeostasis.
UCUAUUCCUCUGUGCCGAUUCGCCAGCUGUGUGAUUUCUUUUUCUUUUUCUUUUUUUUUUUUCACUAGACUACCUCUAAAAGAAAUUUAGAAGAAAAAAUUCGGAAGCGCUUCUCGUUUCAACACUGCACCACCUGCAAAUCACAUCCAAUCCAAUCCAAUUCAAAAACAAAAAUCAUCACCAUGUCUGUCCUUGAGGUCGGAGAUAACUUCCCAGGCAAUGUGUCCUUUGGCUACAUUCCCUUGACGCCCGACAGCGAGGAGAUCACCAGCUGCGGCAUCCCGACCAAGUUCGAUGCCAGCGAAACCUUCAAGAACAAGAAGGUCGUCCUCGUCGCCGUCCCUGGCGCCUUCACUCCCACAUGCCAGGCCAACCACCUGCCCGGCUUCAUCCAGAACAUCGAGGCCCUCAAGGCCAAGGGUGUCGAGCAAGUGGUUGUGAUUGCCUCCAACGACCCCUUCGUCAUGUCUGCCUGGGGCAAGGCCAACUACACCAAGGACGACUUUAUCAUCUUCGCCUCGGAUUCCGAGCUUGCCUUUAGCAAGGCUAUUGGCUGGACCAUGGGCGACCGAACUGCCCGGUACGCCAUCGCCAUCGACCACGGCAAGGUGAUUUACGCCGCAAAGGAGACCGAGCGCGGUGUCGAUGUCUCUGGUGCCGACGCUGUUCUGGCCAAGUUGUAAAAGCUCUCUGUCUCUCUAUUCAGCGUUGUUCACGAACACACAGUUGAGCUGGCGCAGUGGGACUAUUUUUCUUUGAUUUCAAUACGGGAAGCGCAACAAAAUAAAAGGGCAGCUCCGUAUUACAGAGAGAGUUUGAGGUUAUUUUUGGGAUCAAUGGCAUCAUGGCAUGGGCUAGACUAGCACCAACGAGGAGUACCUGAUUAUUCAAACACUGAUUGCCUGGGACUCGUUGGCUUUUUUUCCUGGAAUUUUACGUGAAAUGCUGGUUUUAUUCUACCUUUCGUUUUUCCUUUUUUCCUUUUCCUUUUUUCUUCUUCUUUUGUUUGCGCCUCAUCUCAAAAUUGUCACGACCACAUUGAAAGUCAAAGUUGCGCCAAUGGACAACGGGGAAUUGCCUCUUCACAAGGCCAAGUCCUUACAAGGGUAGUCGAUACACGCACAGGAACAGGCACGAGUCGAGAGCCAAGCUGAGCGGCACAGAGUUUAGCCAAAGCUGUCAAGGCCAUGCUGCACGUUACGACUUUGGCACAAGCUUGCAGUCCCACUUUGCAUCAUCAGAAUGCCUAAACUAAAGUCUGGUACCUGCUCCGGUAUUCGGUAUUCGGCGCAGCGCAAACUUGGGUGCAGCAAGAGGCAAAAUUCGAAGACUGCGAUGUCGUCUAUUCAAACGGCAUGGAAAAGACAAGAAGAAGGAGAAAUAUAGAAGCAAAGCAUGGCCAAGUUCUGUCAAUCUUCGAGAGUGCCCACGGGCAGUUGUUUAGUGGCAGGUACCGCAGGACCGCUAACCGCUAACCGCUAACCGCUACAGUACGAUGCAGCCGCUCAGCCAGGGCUGGCGGACUUGCAGGCCUGCAGGAUGAGGGCAGCAGAGCCAUUCGGCAGCGCUCGGCUAAACAGAAAAUCCGCACUGCGAAAAAGUCUUGGCACGCACAAAACCUACACUUGC